CUCUGAUCUACUUUUAUCCGAUGACGUCAAAUCCAACCGACCUAAACCAAUGACAGAAUACCGCUAAUACCGGCAACACCACCAAAAAAUGACUUACAUAGUUCAGUGACAUUUGUGUGUCAGUCGGUAUAUGUUUUAUAACCUACGUUUAUAACAUGAUAUUAUAAUUAACUGACAUCCAACAAAAGAGUUAAUUUCAGUUCAUCAAUUAAACAUUUCGAUGAUACUUUUCCAAGUUUUACAUUAUACCCUUAUUCACUGUUUUAAUACUUCAACGUAAUAUUGCAACUGGAAAAUGGCUUCAUCCCAAGAUGCUUGGUAUUUGUCAUUAUUAGGUUUAGCAGAACAUUUUAGGACUUCAAGCCCGCCAAUGAUAAAACUGUGCAUUCAGUGUUUACAAGCGGUGUUCAAUUUCAAACCACCACCUCGUGUUGAAGCUAGAACACACUUGCAGCUAGGCAAUAUUCUUCUAACACAUACAAAAAACACAGACCUAGCGAAGAACCAUCUUGAACAAGCAUGGCUUCUAUCACAAAUGAUCAACACUUUUGAUGAUGUUAAAUUUGAAGCAGCUAGCGUGUUGGCUGAACUGUAUGAACAACAACAACAAAUUUCAUUGUCAAAACCGAUUCUAAGGAAAGCAAUUGAAUUAUCUCAACAUAAUGUCUAUUGGCAUUGUAGAUUAAUCUUCCAGCUUGCGCAAAUACAUGCAACUGAAAAAGAUUACCAAUUGGCAAGUAGUUUACUUGGGGUUGGUGUGGACUAUGCUCACAUUUCUAAUGCAUCAUAUACACGAGUUUUGUUUUUGCUAAGCAAAGGAAUGCUCUUGUUAAUUGACAAAAAACUUCAAGAAGUCCAGCCUGUGUUGAACCAAGCAGGACAUUUGAUUGAAACUUGGGGUGCUACACCAUAUCAGAAGGAGUAUUUACGUGUAUAUUUUCUAGUAUUGCAGGUAUGCCAUUGUUUAAUGGCUGGCCAAGUAAAAAGUGUCAAACCAUGUUUGAAACAAUUGCAACAAAGUAUACAAACAAUAAUGGCAACAGAUGAUGUAUUCACAGGUCCAAGUGUGGGAGACAUGUUUUUAUGGAUGCCUAAAGAACAUCUCUAUGUUUUGGUAUACCUAGUAACAGUGAUGCAUAGCAUGCAGGCAGGUUAUAUGGAAAAAGCGCAGAAAUACACUGAUAAGGCAUUAAUGCAGAUUGAAAAAUUAAAAAUUGUAGACAACAAACCAAUUCUCUCUGUAUUUCAACUAAUGUUACUUGAACAUAUAAUAAUGUGCAGACUUGUUAUGGGCAAUAAAACACAGGCGCUUCAAGAAAUCUCAUCUGCAGUGGGUUUAUGUCGCCAAAAUCCAAGACUUCUAGAAACACAUGGUCCCCAACUACAUACUCUUCUUGGGUUAUACUCAAUGAGUAUGAACUGCAUGGAAGCAGCAGAAGCUCAGUUCAUGGCUGCUUUAAAUACCUCGCGGGAGAGAGAGCUAUGGACUUUUGCUAAUUUAAAUCUGGCCAUUGUUUAUUUGCGCGGUAAAAGAGAGGCUGAUUUUAAUGCCCUCCAUGAGAGAAUUAAUCCAGAAUCCCUGCCGUCCCAUUCACACAGUUUACGUGCCGCUGCCUACUAUGUUCAGGGUUUGCAGGCGUUCUUUCAAGGAAGAUACAAUGAAGCAAAACGCUACUUAAGAGAAACUCUAAAAAUGGCAAACGCGGAGGAUUUGAACCGUUUGACUUCAUGUUCUUUGGUACUUUUAGGUCAUAUAUUUUUGUCAUUGGGUAAUAGUAGAGAGAGUAUGAAUAUGGUAACCCCAGCAAUGCAAUUAGCUAGUAAAAUACCAGACGUUCAUGUGCAGUUGUGGGCUUCUGCAAUUCUUAAAGAUUUGUACAGGAUGUGUAGUGACCCACAAAGUGAAAAUGAAGCAUAUCAGCGACAUGUUAAUUUUUCACAAAUGUUACUGAAUGAUCAUUUUCAAGCAUCACAAAUGUCAGAACAUAAUUUGAUUAUGUGGACUCAGGGAAAUUUUCCGACUCUUACAAAUUCUCCAAGUACUUCUGGAGUGUUAAUGUAAUACAUGCAUGUGCUGUAUUUUUAUUUUAAUAAAGUGGUAAUGACGGAAGGUCGAGGUUAUUUUUUUCCAAAA
Molecule: messenger RNA, 2134 nt
Organism: Zophobas morio
Lineage: Eukaryota; Metazoa; Arthropoda; Insecta; Coleoptera; Tenebrionidae
Gene: Mau2
Product: MAU2 chromatid cohesion factor homolog
Exons: 9
Coding region: 296-2062 (588 amino acids)
Biological process (GO): mitotic sister chromatid cohesion; maintenance of mitotic sister chromatid cohesion
Cellular component (GO): SMC loading complex; chromatin
Molecular function (GO): protein binding; double-stranded DNA binding
Source: RefSeq, a predicted model, not a curated record